CAUUUAUUAUCAUAGGUGCUGUGACUCAAGUAAAAGAUCAAGCUGUCUGUGGAUCAUGUUGGAGUUUUGGUGCUAUAGGGGCUAUUGAAGGUGCUCUAUUUAUGAAGUCUAACAAACUGGUGAGGUUAUCACAGCAGAAUUUGGUAGAUUGUUCUUGGGGUUACGGUAACAAUGGUUGUUUUGGUGGAGAGCAGUUUAGAUCAUAUCAAUGGGUAAUGGACAAUGGUGGUAUUGCUAGUGAAGAACAGUAUGGACCAUACUUAGGACAGAAUGGUUUGUGUCAUUUCAACAAGUCUAUGGUAGCUACUAAGAUAUCCAACUAUACUCAAGUACCAAGUGGUGAUAUUGACUCUUUGAAGAAAACCAUAGCCAACUAUGGCCCUGUGUCUGUCAGCAUUGAUGCCUCCCACAGGUCAUUAUCAUUCUAUUCUAAUGGUGUCUACUAUGAAGAAGAAUGUGGAAAUAAACCUGAAAAUUUGGACCAUGCUGUCCUGGCCGUUGGAUACGGUACCAUGGCUAACCAAAGCUACUGGUUGGUGAAGAAUUCCUGGUCCACCUACUGGGGAAUGAAUGGAUUUGUGUUGAUGUCCCAGAAAGACAACAACUGUGGUGUAGCUACGGAUGCUACCCUUGUUACAAUCUAAACUUUAUUUCAUACAGUGAAGGGCACAAAGCUGAGGUUUUGUUUAUAAAUGUAUUUAUAAAAAAAAUUGUAAACACCGUCCAUCAGAGAUGAUAUGAGUGUAAUUAAUACAAAAUUGAAGGCUAGAUCAGGCUAUUAAGAUACAGGGAUUAAUUACUACAAUUUCACCAUGCUUGUCUGACUCAGCGCCCAUGCUUGACUAAUUGCUCCCCACUUUUGGGGCAUUACUAUUUCUGGGUUCACGUUCGGCUAUGCAACAAUCCUUUUCAAAAUGCUCUAAAUUUGACUACCUUGUCAUAAAACCUGGUAACUGAACAUUGUUUGAUUUUUUCAAGUACAAUACUGGUAAUCAAAUUUAUAUAAUACAGUGUUGAUAUCGACCACCGUAAAUAUCAAGUGAAUUUGUAGACUGUGCAUAAACUAUGCUUCGACAAUAACCUGUCAACAAACAUGAAAGACAGUAAAUAGCUUUCGAAAAUUGCUACUGAUAAUUACCAUUGAUAUUUAAAAAAAAGAACUUGCCAUUUUUUUGCUGAAAUCAAUUCUAACAGAUCAUACUUCUGCAUUUAAAUUUCACUUCCACAUUGCGUUACAAUAUUGAUUUUAGGAAUUCCUGGAAAAAAAGCAUCAGUACAACACUGCAUUCUGAUUGAUUAAUAAGAUUUGACCUAUCAGAUCAAAGAACCAGGAUAUUUGUUGUAAUCAUUUCUGUUUCAUCAUUGAAAAUGUGUUAUGGAAAUCAAUGACAAUGCUAAUCAAUUUUAAUUCCAUCAAAAAAGAUGUACUAUUACGCAUAAUCAUGUCUGUUGGCCAAUUUUUUCAGUGGGUUGUCAAAUUUCAGACAAGUUUGCUUAAAAAGGCCAUUUUACGUUCAUAUACUCAAAAUGAAUAUGGACAAAAUAUUCCUAUGGUAUCUGUGCUUACCUCUGUGAAAAUGUUCAAUCGUAUAUAUUACACUUACAAAUAACUGAUGCAAACAGACUCCCAUAUGACCGGUUGUAAAAUCAACACCUUCCCCCUUUCUGUGGCCAGUGUUCAAUAAAUAACAACCAUGGACCACGCCUGAAAACUCAAUUAUUUCAAUUCUAACAUCCAUUAACAUCCAUUAAAAUCGUUUUUAACAACCACAGCUUUCUGCCCUUAACUUUAUUCAUUAUAUCAGCUCAAUGUAGUUGCAGUUUCUUCUUCACAUUUUUUUUUUGCUGUAGGAUUCAAAUUAUCUGUUAGGGUCUGCAGUAUCCCUUCUUACUUGGGAGUGUUAAAAGCAAUAACGUAACAGUCUGUUAGAAAGUUUACAUUAUUUUUGACACAUAUGGCUGAAUUUUGACGAGUUAUAUCUUUAUAUUCUAAAUAACUUUACAUACAGUGUAGUAUCAGCAUGUACCGGUAUGUCCUUGAUUUGUUUAUCAUCACUGUGAAAACAGAUUUUAUUUUUAGUUAAGGUAUGAACUUAUGUCAAUUAAAUUUAUUUCUAAAUAAAUGCUUUAAAGGG
Molecule: messenger RNA, 2135 nt
Organism: Saccoglossus kowalevskii
Lineage: Eukaryota; Metazoa; Hemichordata; Enteropneusta; Harrimaniidae
Product: cathepsin L-like peptidase
Biological process (GO): proteolysis
Molecular function (GO): cysteine-type peptidase activity
Source: RefSeq, a predicted model, not a curated record